Molecule: messenger RNA, 738 nt
Organism: Telopea speciosissima
Lineage: Eukaryota; Viridiplantae; Streptophyta; Magnoliopsida; Proteales; Proteaceae
Product: pterin-4-alpha-carbinolamine dehydratase 2, mitochondrial
Exons: 7
Coding region: 48-626 (192 amino acids)
Biological process (GO): tetrahydrobiopterin biosynthetic process
Cellular component (GO): mitochondrion
Molecular function (GO): 4-alpha-hydroxytetrahydrobiopterin dehydratase activity
Source: RefSeq, a predicted model, not a curated record
GCCCAGUGCGGCAAACAUCUUUUUAUCAUUAACGACUUACGAGUUCUAUGAAUCGGAUGUUGCAGGCUUGCCUCUUCUCUCCUUCCAACUCCAAGGCUGUCCCAUUAACAUCCUUCUUCAAAACCCUGUUGGUUGGAGCUCAUGGACGUGUUAUAUACAGCUCAAGUUCUCAAGCAACCCAGAUACUUCAGGACCAUGUGAAAGUGUCAUCAAGUAGGAACUCAUAUUUUGGGUUUAGAACAUUUUGUACAGACAAAGAUCUGUCAACAAGGAAGUGUGUACCAUGUAAUGCAAAGGAUCUCAGGCCCAUGACUGAACAAGCAGCUAAUGAGCUAAUACCUAAGGUACCUGGAUGGAGCCUGUUAAAUGAAGGUGGUACCUUGAAGCUCAACUGUUCAUGGAAGGUGAAGAGUUUCACUAAAGGUUUGGAGUUAUUUCAGGCUGUGGCUGAUAUUGCUGAAGCAGAAGGUCAUCAUCCUGAUCUUCAUCUUGUUGGAUGGAACAAUGUUACAAUUGAAAUAUGGACACAUUCAAUUGGUGGACUCACUGAGAAUGACUUCAUACUUGCCUCCAAAAUCAGUGCCCUUGACCUUCAUCACCUUCUAAGACGAAAAGCUGCUACUUAGCCAGGUUGUAUGUUGUUUUUAUGACAAUAAUUGAGAGAAAUCACCUUACUAGUUUGAAACCAACUUUUCUUUUAUAUUGCAUUUAUUUGGCAGUUAAUUGGAUUGCUUAUGU